UUCAGACGCUUAACAGGUGCUCAACAAGUGUCAUCUGAGCAAGGGAUUUCGAACAUCGCUCACGUCUCUCAAGCAGCCGACAAUGGCACCUGCAAUGACACUAAUAGUUAUUGGUGUACUAGCCAUAUCCUCGUGUGGCCAUGGCACAGCUCAGUCUUCAGUGUUUGGUAAAAGUUCAGCUGUUUCCUUCUAUCGAAACCGACAACCACUGCCUGUCAGCGUGUCGGGCGCCAGUGACGUUACAACGCUAUAUGCAGCCCCACCCGCUCUGGCAUCGACACCAACCCUUCCUCCCAGAAUACAACUGGCAUUGCAGUUUUUAAAAGACAAUCCUGCUUUCGUUCAGAAGUUUAUGCCUCUUUGGGAAGCUAUCCAGCCAUAUUUUCGCCAAGUCGGUAUUUCUAACAACCCGCUACUUCCACAAUUAACGAAUGAGUUCUGGACUCUGUUGCUGGUGGAUUUUCCCAGAGUUCUAAAUUCCACUCUGACACAUCAAGUCAUCGACGACAUCACUGGCCAUAUCAGUAAGAUCAGUUUGACAGGCGUUGAUAACAACAACGCAGCCGACGUGAUUAAGGCUCUUCUAAUUAGGUUUCCAUGGAAGACUUUCGUAAAUGACUUAUACGUUAUAGCAAAACAAGACAACAUAUACCCAAGUCAUCCUUCUCUACAAACGAGAUUAAAGAUGGUUCUUCUGAACUUCACCCUUGGUACACUACCAAGUAUUUUAAUCAACCCUUUAGUCAGGUCCACGGAAGACAUCAUCAGCAAACACGUUAUGGCCGUUAAUUUAACCGGAGUGGACACGUCUCAUUUAGGACCAGUUGUGGAAGCUGUGUUUUUUCAGGUAGACUGGUCAGAAGUUUUGUUGGAAUUCUACGGAUUGUUGCGGAAGUUUGGUCUUUACCCUCAGACACCUUCGAUUAGAUUCACAAUAGAAAGCCUGUUGCUGAAUUUCACUCUGGACACCGUUCCAGCAAUAGUGAAGAAUCCAUUCUUCCAAGCACUGGACAGGAUCGUAAUGGGACAAAUUCGAAAAAUGAACUUAACCGGGAUCGAUCCGCGAAAUGUUGGACAGCUGCUCUCCACAAUCCUCAUUCAACUGCAUCCGGAGGAAAUCAUAAGCAAAGUAAACGCACUUCCAGGAGUUCAAAACCCGGAGAAGACUGUUAUACCAAUCAAUAAACAUUGUGUGAAUGAUAUUACUAUGGCAUACCAGGCCUUGUUGUCUGGCAAAUCAUGGGCUUUACAAAUGCUUGAUGCCACAGGCAAACCUGGUGCUGGAAUCCUGAAAGGUAACCUGUACAUGGUAGGCAACUAUGACCAGUGUUUGUCCGUCAGUGUUCGGGACACCCAGACUAUCAUUCGUCGGCGGGACAAGGUGGGAGUGGACUAUGAGCGAUUUAAAGGCCAUUAUUGUCGUCUAACUGUUGACCUUCCCAAGUCUUUUGUUACCAGUCUCGGCGUGGACACCCAUGGGAUCCCCGUCCGGCUCUCCUGGGGCCUGUGUCUGCCUAACACCUGUGCCGGAUCCGACGUGAAGGCCAUGCUUACCUCUGGAUUUAUGUCCCAAAUUGACAUCAGUGUACGGGACGUGUUCUGUGGCAAUGAUGCAAACCUUUCCCAGGAUGGCUCCGCAAUAGCAGCAAUAGUAAUACUUAGUAUUCUUUUAGCAUUAACUGCCAUCGGAACAUUGGUUGAAAUCAUUGUUAAGCCGCGGAAUGCGACUCUUUCGCCAUCAAGCAACGGGGCCAUUUCUUCAAAGACUACUGGAGCACGUUCAACCGAUAUUGGUCACACAAAUGGAGGGUAUGUUUCUGAAAAGGCCGGCCAUAAUCUCCGUGUUAACGGAUCAGGUCCUGUAGAGGAAAACCACAAUGGAGUGGUUCAAACCUCAUUUUCAAUGGAAAACGAGAUAAGCAACAUUGCGCCUGGAUCGACUAAUGACGAUGUUAUGAUGGCAGAGGCGCACACCGUCAAGGCGGCUCCAAGGAAGAGAGAGAGUCUGGCCGUGAAAUUGUGGCUAAGCUUUUCACUUCUGUCAAAUGUCCCAAAAAUCUUGGCUGCCACACACCCUAAGGGCUCGAUUACAUGUUUGAACGGCAUUCGUUACCUGAGUAUGGCCUGGGUCAUCCUCUGUCACACUUUCUACUACGGUGUAUUCUCUAUUUCGGAAAACCAGACGGCAGAAAACAUGAUCGACGCUCCUGGCUACCUCCAGCGAUUCACCUUCAUGCCGCUAGUAUACGGGACUUUCUCAGUGGACACGUUCUUCGUGCUCAGUGGGUUUCUGGUGGCGUAUCUAUUCUUCAAAGACAUCGAUAAGCGAAAGGGUAGAGUGACAUGCGCAAAGAUGGUAGUCUUUUACGUACACAGGUUUUGGAGGCUGACACCGAUAUACAUGAUUGUAAUUAUGAUGUUCACGGGAUUACACAAGUACGUUAUCUUCGGCCCGCUGCUGCCUAGAGACAUGUCUAACGCAGAGAACUGCAAGACAAACUGGUGGACAAACCUUCUCUACAUCAACAACCUGGUGCGCGUCGACGACAUGUGUAUGGGAUGGACAUGGUACCUGGCUAACGACAUGCAGUUCUACAUCAUCUCACCAGUCUUCAUUCUGGCCCUGUAUUUUUUUCCCGUUGUCGGAGUGAUCUUGACCUCACUGUUGGUAGCAGCCAGUAUAACAUCCACAGCCAUAAUUGAAAACAGAGGUGCUGGCAACAUGUUGAAUAUAAAGACGGUAGCACCAGGCAAACCUAACUACUACAACGACAUAUACGUGAAGCCGUGGUGCCGAGUCGGAGCGUACGCCAUUGGCCUUCUACUGGCUUUUAUCAUGUACAAGCGAGGACAGAGGAAGCUAUCCGUAAUAUGGGCUACACUUGGAUGGGUAAUCGCCCUCACAGUCGGGCUUUUCCUCGUCUAUUGCGGGUACACAGAGCUACAAGAAGGUGGACAACCCUGGUCUCAGCCAGUCCGCACGGCCUAUGAGAGCCUCUCACGACCAGCCUUCGCAGCAUGUGUGUCUUGGGUGAUAUACGCCUGCCAUACCGGUAGGGGAGGAUACAUUAACAGUAUCCUGUCUUGGAAAGGCCUCAUCCCGCUGGCACGCCUCACCUAUGCCGCCUACCUGAUCCACCCAGUGAUCAUGUUCAUGUACAUGUACCGCAGGAGUGCUCUUAUUUACCUGAGUGACUACGUCAUGGUGUAUUUUUACCUUGGACAUCUGUCCAUUGCCUACGCUUCCGCCUUCAUUUUGUCGGUGCUGUUUGAAUCGCCUUUCCUGGGUCUUGAGAAGAUCAUCUUAAAACUGCUCGGCGCCUAAAACUGCUGGAUUGUCCGGCGCUUGAGAUUGUCCGGCGCUUGGGAUUGUCCGGCGCUUGAGAUUGUCCAACGUUUGAGACUGCUAAGCGAUUAAACCAUGCCACAGAUAAUAAAUCGGCGAUCUUUUAAGCUUAACACAAUGUUAGGUGUGUCCACUUGAUUUUUUCAAAAGGACAUCAAUAUACCUAUACGACAUCUGUGAUACGAUACGUUUUUGUACAUACAUAGUCAUUAUAUAGUGCAAACUAUUAUACCGCCUCUGUGUAUGGUAGAAGUGGUGCCGGCCCAGUUAAAAUCAGCUGUGUAUACAACAUUUUAAUUGCACAGAUUACUUUCGCUUAUCGUAGAGGUUUUAUUGUAUGCCCAUUUGACUCUUGUUACCAAGUUUUGCCAGUUGAAGCCAGUUUCGCAUUCCUCUAUUUUUAGGCACUCGUCUCCGUGUCCUCCAAAAGGCGUUGUUUUUUUUUAACUAUAUUAGAUACAUGUACGUUUUAUUUCUAACUAUGAGUACAAGCACUUCUCUUUUGUACCAUGCCCUCGAGAGUUACCACUUUAUUUAACUGCUCAGCUAUUUGUUCUUUUGUGUUGAUGUUUCCGUUGGAAAUGAUUGGUCACUGGUCUCAAUCCGCAGAUCUGACAUAUCCAGUUAUCGACUGAGUGUAAUGUAAAGGACCGAUAUGGCUCAUGCACCGAGACCUGGAUUUUUAUACUUUCUUCAUGGAGGCGUGAUAAGGCUAUUAUACUAUCAUUCUCUUGUUUGUCCAUAAAUAAAAUAUGUAACAUAAAAGUUCAAUAAAACACCAAAAUAUUGGUAAGUUGGUGAUUUUUGACAUAUACCAAAAGCAUGCACUAUUAAUUGAUAUUGGAGUUAAAUCGUGAAAAUAUUGGUCAAAUUAUCAUUUCUAAAAAAAUCACUGCUAUUAUCAUUAUAACACUGGUCAACUUGCCUUUAUAUCUACCACAUUGAUUAUUACCAUAUUGAUUUCUUAUAGAGUCAGCCACAUGUACAUGUUGAUCCUUAACUAAACAACGCCUCGCGGCAGAACUUGACUUUCAACAGCACAUGCCAUGUAAAAAACAGGGCAGAGUAGAGCAAGACACCCAUGAUAUGGGAAACCAACCAGCACAAGCCUCGGAACGUAUAUAAAUUAUAGGUUUAGAUCUGUCACAGCUACUUUAUUUCUCAACAACAACCUAAUGAAAAAAGGCAAAAGCACAACUCAGUGACCGAGUUGUUAAGCGUGCCGUUAGCCUCUCACCAAUGCUGUCGUUGUGAAUUCAAGUCCGGCUAAUGCUGGCUUCCUUUCCGUGGGAAGGUCUUCCAGCCACCUGUGAAUGGUUGUGGGUUUCCCCAGGGCUUUGCUCGGUUUACUCCCACCAUACUGCUUGCCUGGUGUUGUAUAAGAGAAAUAUUUUGACUACGAUGUAAAACACCAAACAAAUAAAUAAAUAUCAAAA
Liolophura sinensis is the source of this 4782-nucleotide messenger RNA. Its product is annotated as O-acyltransferase like protein-like. Lineage: Eukaryota; Metazoa; Mollusca; Polyplacophora; Chitonida; Chitonidae. The transcript has 15 exons. Gene Ontology annotation, molecular function: acyltransferase activity, transferring groups other than amino-acyl groups. Bases 83 to 3325 code for a protein of 1080 amino acids. The record is from RefSeq and is a predicted model, not a curated record.